Molecule: messenger RNA, 1214 nt
Organism: Vidua chalybeata
Lineage: Eukaryota; Metazoa; Chordata; Aves; Passeriformes; Viduidae
Gene: FAM221A
Product: family with sequence similarity 221 member A
Exons: 7
Coding region: 158-1048 (296 amino acids)
Source: RefSeq, a predicted model, not a curated record
CCUGUCCCCCUCCGUCCCCCACCUCUCUUCUACCUGUCCCCCACCUUUCCUCCGCCUGUACCCCGCCUUUGCCCCGCCUGUCGCCGGUGCCUCCCGGUGCCUCCCGCCUGCCGCACCUGCCCGUUCCCAGCACCCUGCCCCGGGCGGCCCAGCGGGCAUGGAGCGGCUGCAGGUGGAGGCGCAGGCCGUGGAGGAGUACGCGGAGUACCGGCGAAUUGUAGGUGAUGAUGAUGGAGGAAAGCCCUUUACUCCUGAGGAAUACGAGGAGUACAAAAGGAAAGUAUUACCAGCUCGGCUGCAGAACAGGUUGUAUGUGAGCUGGAGAUCACCAACUGGCAUGGACUGUAAGCUUGUGGGACCAGAGACACUGUGCUUUUGCACUCACCGGUAUAAACAACACAAAACAGACUACGAGGUGCUUCCCAAGGAGCGCCCUAUCAGUGUGCCUUGCAGAGUGAAACGUUGCCCGUGCCAGUCCUACCAGUUUGUCCCCCUGAACGGCACCCAGCCCGUCCGCUGCCGCUGCAAGCACUUCGCUGACCAGCACAGCGCAGCGCCGGGCUUUCCCUGUAACUCCUGUUCCAAGUGUUCAGGCUUUCAUAGCUGCUUUACCUGUGCAUGUGGUCAGCCAGCAUACGCUCACGAAACAGUUGUGGAAACAAAAGAGGAGCGCUUAGCCCAAGGAAAGCCCGUGGGGCAGGAUGUUCCUUACGCUGCCAUGGGAGGACUGACUGGUUUUAGCUCGCUAGCAGAAGGCUACAUGAGGCUCGAUGACAGUGGAAUAGGUGCUCCUUCUGCUGAACUUUUAGAAGCCCCCAUUACUAGCAUGGAUCAUCCAUUUCUAAAAGCAUUUCAGGGGCCUUCGAGUUCCGCUCAAACCAUGCCACAAAUAGCAGGUAGUUCAAGUGCCACAGGGCAAGUUUCUCAUGGAAAACAAUCAGAAGCUGAUGACAUGGCUUACUUUGAAAAACGCUAUCAAGAACGGCUGAAAAUGGAGAAAGCUGCUAAACGGAAAGAGAGGAACCCAGUGCCAUCAAAGAAGCCAUGAGAUUAACAAAUAAAUAUUUAUUAUUUGGCACAUUGUUCAUUAUUUCAUUGAGUAUUUUCCUCUGUGCCUACCUGCAUACCUGUAUUUAUUCAUUUAUUUAUUCUGUUGUUUUGUUCCUUUGCUGAAAUUAAUUUUUAAUUAUCUCAUAAUAAGAUUGGUUCUUUAA